This is a messenger RNA of Saprolegnia diclina VS20, 1440 nucleotides long. RefSeq lists its product as hypothetical. The transcript is spliced from 4 exons. The coding region runs from base 79 to 1305 and encodes 408 amino acids. Lineage: Eukaryota; Oomycota; Saprolegniomycetes; Saprolegniales; Saprolegniaceae. The record is from RefSeq and is a predicted model, not a curated record.
GAGGAAUGAUGGUCUCGGCCUUUUUCAUCGAAUUCGGCGCAAUGGCAAAGUCGAUAUCGUGCCACAGCAGCAUAUUCGAUGGCCGACGCGUACUACCCGAUGGAGAUCUUGGAGGUGUUCCCGGACGAGGACGAGGCCACAAGCAUGGCGCACAUCUCGGCGUUCCUCGCGACGACCUCGGACUUUGGCCCGAGCUCGCCCACGACGUCGAUCGACCCGGUACCCUCCAGCCCCAGCUCGGACGAGGCGCCGCCGAAUCUGACCAACACAAAGAAGCGCACCCGGCGCGAGCGACCCAAGCAAGAGAUCGAGUACCUCCACGCCAAGCACGCCGACUUGCAGCGCCAGCUACAGCUCCUCCAGCUGCUGCGCGCGCCGCCGAAAGCAUUGCAGCCGUGGCAAGAACGAGCGAUGCGCCAAGCCGAGGCCGCCCAGCGCACAUUGCAAGAGAACAGCCGCCUCAAAAGUCUCGUCGAAGACCAACUCAAGGUCAUCAACACGCUCGAGCGCAUUCUGACCAAGCGCCCGCGUCUAUCGACGUUUGGCAGCAGCCAUCUCGACGGCAAACAUCCCGUGCUCGGCGUCGCCAACCACGAAGUGGACUUGGAGCAGCUUUUGCAGCAGCAGUACGACAAGAUGGACUCGGAGUGGAUCCGGCGCCAGCUGCACGAUGCGACCGCGCCGCUCAAGCAAGCGACGCUCGAACGCAGCGCCGACGGCGACACGAUUGGCCUCGGAUUCGUUGCCAAAAUGAAGAUUCCGAUCGAUUUUCGGUCGAUGGCCGACGUGCUCUGGUCGCACAAGACGGGCCUUCUCGGUCCCGCGUGCACAGUGUUGCACACGUACCACCCGAACCUCGUCUACACUCAAGAGAUCACGGCCCUUCCAGAUGCUUCGAUGCCGAUGCUCGAGACACGCGAUGGCGUCCGCCGCUUUGACGACGCCAACCGCGUCGUCAUUCUGUGGCGCAGCAUCAUUGAAGAUGAAGCAAACCCACAUGACCCCGGACACCUCAUUGGCAGUCGCUGGGGCUGGUUGGUUGUUGAGCCCACGGGUCGCUUCGAGUGCUGUAUGCAAGGCAGUAUGACGACGUUGACACCGACGUUCCCGUCGCAUCUGGACGCUGUGGCGCCCGCCAUCGGGACCUGGACCGAGCUCCUGCUGCAAGCGUCGCAAGAAAACAAGCAGAACUUUGGCGGCCUCAUGCAAAAUGCGGUCCUCGCACGUCGCCAGCAGCUCGGCUUGCCGAUCGGCCCCGACAUCUUUUUUGGACAAGACUGCCAAGCGCCCGUCGAAAUCGUCUGAGUGUUUCGAAUGCGUGUAAUGAUUUAUGUAGAAAAGUAUAUGCCAUUGGACGCACAUUCAGCGAGGGACAGGUUGAGUUUCUUCUGCUACUGCUAGCCACCGUAAUUCAAGUUGAAAUGACGCGGGCAUGUCAUA